Camponotus floridanus (Florida carpenter ant) is the source of this 5459-nucleotide messenger RNA. RefSeq names its product neuralized-like protein 4 (gene Neurl4). Bases 1 to 5148 code for a protein of 1715 amino acids. Lineage: Eukaryota; Metazoa; Arthropoda; Insecta; Hymenoptera; Formicidae. The record is from RefSeq and is a predicted model, not a curated record. Gene Ontology annotation, molecular function: ubiquitin protein ligase activity. The transcript is spliced from 13 exons.
AUGUUCCACCGGCGAUGCGGCCACCGUGUCACCCUCAGCAACAACAAUUGCACCGCCACGCGCAAUUUCUCCGAGUACAAUUAUGGUCUGGUGUUCAGCGCCGAGCCGCUCCAGGAUGACGAGCUGUUCGAAGUCACCAUCGACAAGAAGAUGAUAUCAUGGAGUGGCAGUAUAGAAAUUGGAGUGACAGAAUGCGAUCCGGAGACAUUGGAAAUUCCAUCCUGUGCCAUAAAUCUUCGCCAUGGAUCUUGGAUUAUGACUGGUUGUGGCAUAGUUCACGAUGGAGAUCGAAUUGUCGAUGUGUAUGGAACGGAUCUUAAUGAUCUGGAGGAGGGAAAUACUGUAGGAGUGAUGCGAACAUCUAAUCACGAGCUGGUAUUUUACGUCAAUGGUGUUUCGCAAGGCGUUGCUGUGAGCAACAUUCCGGAGCAUAUUUUUGCUGUUGUAGAUAUGUAUGGCGAUUGUGUACAAGUCAAUAUAACUCAUCCCAGACUUGUCACUUUAUCUAAUAUGCCGAAAGAUGAAGUUGAGAUUAAUAACGAUUAUGUUAUGGGGGAAACCUCUAGUUCCUCGACAACAAAUCUAGUCGCUAACUUAAAUGUUAAUUUAAAUGUCAAUGUAAAUGUUAAUUUACCGAAAAAUCCCACUCCUGCCGCAAUAAGGGAAGACAGAUUGAAGUUUCACGAAAGAGUCGGAACGCUGGUAAAGCUGUCCAAUAAUGCCAGGACUGCCGAGAGGCGGAGACCGCUCGAUGAAUUUAAUAAUGGUGUCGUGAUGACACAUAGGCCGUUACGAGAUAAUGAACUAUUCGAAAUACGAAUAGAUAGGCUAGUUUACAAAUGGUCAGGAAGCAUAGAAGUUGGUGUUACAACUCAUAGUCCUACAGCGCUAGAAUUUCCAGCAACAAUGACCAAUAUGCGUUCUGGCACGACUAUGAUGUCUGGCUGUGGUAUUUUAACGAACGGCAAAGGCACACAACGGGAAUACGGAGAGUUCAAUUUGGAUGAAUUGAGAGAAGGAGACCGUGUGGGAAUGAUUAGGCAGAGUAAUGGAGACCUUCAUUAUUUAAUAAAUGGUCUGGACCAAGGUAUCGCUGCUAAAAUACCAACAGGUGUAUGGGGUGUAAUAGAUCUUUAUGGAAUGACCGUAAAAGUAACCAUUGUCGAUCGUGACGAAAGGGAAGAGCAAAAUCUAGUUACAAGGAGAAACACAUUGCAGCUACAGGGUCUGGAAAGUGAAGAAGUUGGAGAAGAGGAAUUACCCGACAGACUAAUGUUUCAUCCUUGUUGUGGCACACAUGCCGAUGUAAUCAAUAACGGACGUACAGCACAUAGACCUAAUGCCAUAGAUGAUUUCAAUAACGGAGUGGUAUUAACUUCGAGACCAUUGAAACCUAAUGAAUUAUUUGAAGUCAGAUUAGAUAAAAUCGUCACGAAAUGGGCCGGUUCUAUCGAGAUAGGAGUUACCACGCAUUCCCCAACAGAGUUGGAAUUUCCUUUUACCAUGACAAAUGUUAGAUCCGGCACAUGGAUGAUGACAGGCAACGGCGUGAUGCAUAACGGCACCACGAUGAUAGAUCAAUAUGGUCAAAAUCUGGACCGUCUGCAGAUCGGUGAUCGCGUGGGCGUGAUGAGAAAGGAUAAUUCGACGCUACACUUUUACGUGAAUGGCGCAGACCAGGGUGUGGCCGCGAUGAAUGUGCCCGACAGAGUCUACGGAGUGAUUGAUCUUUACGGGCAGGCCGCCCAAGCUACCAUAGUUGAUAAUGUAGACUUUUACAGUCCCACCACGAACAAUUCCAGUUUUAGCAAUACGACGUUGUACAGCGAUCUAAGGUUUCAUCAUGUACAUGGUAAAAAUGCGAGGAUCACGAAUAAUGGUUUAACAGCGUCCAGACCGCGAGCUCUGGGUGAAUUCAACGAAGCUAUUGUAAUUGCGAAUCGCGCGUUACGCGAUGGUGAAAUGUUCGAAGUGACGAUAGAUAAAAUGGUUGCUAGAUGGUCUGGUGCUAUAGAAGCAGGUGUUACUGUGAUAAGGCCCGAUGAAUUGGAAUUCCCAUCUACAAUGACGGAUAUCGAUCACGACACGUGGAUGCUCUCAGGAUCGACGGUGAUGCGCGACGGAGUUACGUUGCGCAAUAAUUACUCUUGCGAUUUAGAUAAAUUAGUGGAAGGCAAUCGAAUCGGAAUGAUGCGGUGCUCGGACUCUUCCUUACAUUAUUUUUUGGAUGGAGUAGAUCAAGGUUCCGCUUGUACGGGAUUACCAGUGAACGUUUAUCCAGUAAUAGAUCUAUAUGGACAAUGCGCACAGGUAACGAUUGUAUUGCCUGAGCGCAGAGAUCCGUUGACACAACAAUAUUUACCCUCUGAAAACAGUAUCAGUCAACAACCGACUUCGGUGAUCCAACCUCAGGCGCAGACAGAGAUUUUGCACAAGUUUCACGAAUCGGUCGGGCUGAAUAUACAACUGAAUAGCGAUAGAACCGUGGCGACCAGAUGCAGAGAGUACAAUAACGCCGUGCUGUUGAGCGACGCGCCGCUGGAAAAUAAUGAAUUGUUCGAAAUCGCGAUUCAAGAAGUAGCGCGUGAGUGGAGCGGUUGUCUAAGAGUGGGUGUCUUGAGUAACGAGACAGGGAACUGGUUGACAUCGAUGAACCUUGUGCCUGGAAUGACGUCCAUACCUAGUGAUGCUUGGUAUCUAACCGGUAACGAGGUGAGGCACAUGGGUUUCGCGCUCACCUCGAAUUACUGCACGAGUCUGGAUUGGUUACGGGUACACGAUAAAAUCGGCGUGAAACGUACACCUGAGGGUAACCUUAAGUUCUACAUGAAUGGCGAGGAUGUGGGCGUGGCGGCGUCUGACGUACCGGAGAUGGUGUAUGCAGUGAUCGAGCUAUUUGGCAGCACCGUGGCCGUGAACAUCACCAGCAGCAAGCAGCAAAAUCCCGUGAUAUCUCCCAACGCCAGUCUGAGGCUGCAAGAUUCGUUGGAACUUUUGCUGGACCCGAUGCCACCGAGAAAUGACGCGGGAAUGGACACCUCCAUCGACGUGUCCGAGGGAAAAUUAAUGAACGAGGCGACGCUUACCCCAACUCAACCCGCUAUCGCCAACGUGACUGUCGGUGACGGGGAUUGGAGCUACGAGUUCCACGAGAAUCACGGCAGGAAUAUACAGCUGGAGACCAAGACGAUCGCCAAACGAGUAGCCAGUUAUAAUCAGGGUGUAGUGAUGUCCAGCCGGCCGUUAAUAAAAGGCAAGCCGUUCCAAGUCAAGAUAGAGAAGCUGAACGAACGUUGGGUGUCGAAUAUUCUCUGCGGCGUUUCCUGCAUAUCGCCGGAAAAGCAGACGAGCUUCCCGUUGACGGCGCUCGGUUUCAAGAGACACUCUUGGAUCAUUUGCAGCGAUUGGAUAUUUCACAACGGCAUGAGGGUAAAAACAAAGUACGGCGCCGGUUUGGAAAAUCUUCAGUGUAACUCUGUCGUAGGUCUACUGAUCGAUGAAGACAAUCGAUUGCAUUUAUUCAUCAACGGCAUUGAUCAGGGGGUGGCCGCUACCGAUCUGCCGCCCUACGUCUUCGCCGUGAUCGAUCUGUACGGUCAGUGCGAGCAAGUGUCCCUCGCAGGCGUCAACGAGGAGUCUACCUACACGAACGUCGCUAUCGACAAUGCACUCGUGGCUCCUAUCGAGUGCACAAACGUGGAGGCGGAAGAUGUAGAGAAUUCGCGCGAGAAAGCAGAUCUAGAACGUCACGAGAAAGAAAAUGCGAUGGCGACUACCUCUUCGGAUCUCUCGCCGUCUUCGACGUCCCCGAGCGUACCAAGUCAAUGCGGCUCGAGUACCAGGGACGGCAACCUCGAAGCUGAAUAUUCGUCUUUCGACAGCGCGAAUCUGGCGAACAAUAGCGUAGUAAAUAAAACUGUAUCGAGCGCCGACAGUAAUAAUUCGGACUCGUGUUCGGAGUUGAGUAAUGAUGCCCGGAGCGCCAAGAAUAGGGUGUAUCUCGAUAAUGCGGGGCAGCAAACGCCAUUGAACAAUCAGCCUGAAAACAACUCGAACGAGUCUAAUCUCGACUCGGCGGGGAAUCGCGCUCUUGUAAGCGUCUUGAGUAUCAGAAACGAGUGUACAAAUGUUGAAAUAAACAACGCGACUAAUAUUAAUAUACAGAAAGGUAUGGUCGCGAGUGCCAGUAACAUGAGUAGCCUGAACGCGGCGAUCACGGCGACGAAUGCCAAUAAUGCGAUUAAUGAGAGCAUAGCGUCCAAUAGUCAGGUUGUCAAUAGUAGCACGCAGCAGAACAAUCUGUCGGAUCUUCCCAACAACGUUUGUUCGGGCUUUCACGAACCGCGCUCCUACGCAAGUCGAGACAAUAUUGCGUUGAUCCGCGACAACUCGAUCUUCAACGGGAAUAUACUUCCGAGCCAGAACCCGAUGAUUCAUCAAACGCGAGACGCCUCGAUACCGCUGAUGCCGUCGUUACCGUCCACUCCACUUGGCUCUACUGUCGUUGCAUCCUCGAGGAAGUGCGACUAUCUGAAGGCGUGUAUGCAGCUAAAAAAGUCGCUUGUUUUGCCGGAUGAAUUUUUCUCCACCGAUGAGAUAUUGUGCUACUGUAGCGCGUGUUACAAGGUGGACGGUGAUAACACGAUCUGCAAGAAGGGUGAACCACCAGCAGAGUUCGCGAUACCGGUUGGCUGGGCUAGGUUCCCGUUGAAGCAAAGCAUUAACGCCAAUCAGAUCCCACAGAGUACGACAGACAAGUGGCACGUUGCGUUCUACGGCAUACGACUAGAUGCGAUAAGAUUGAUCCUAGAUAGAGGAGAGCUUAUGACCAAAGAGCAAUUAGACGUAAGCAACCUGACAGCGGGUAUAAAAAGUGAAGAUCAGAACUUGCAGGUAUCGUUCUCGCCCAGUAUCAAAUGCGCUGCGUCCGACGAAUUUACUAGAAAAUAUCCGUAUAUCGAUAUGCAAUCCAAUAAAAAAUUGAACGUAUCAACUGCGUUCCAAUUACUGGUAAGACCAGGCUCGUAUACGAUUAGUCCCGGCGACAAGGACAGCACCGAUUUGCACUGCGAAUCCAGCAAAUGGGCCACCAAAGAAGCCGGAGCCACAGUGAUCGUUGCCCUGCUCGUUCAUUUAGAUGGAUUCUAAUUCGUGUCUGUCUCGAAAGUGUUUUCAUGGACUUAAGUAUCAUUACAUCGAUUUGCAUCGAGCAACAGACCGUGAGUGAUUGUACAUAUGUACAAUGUGCCGACUAUGUUGAGAGACAGUCUUGUGAUUGAUAUUUCAAUUCCGUCGAAAUCGCAUCGUAUAUUUAUGUUAGACACCGCGUAAGUUUUCCUCGUGCAGCCAUUUAAGAAUUGUGUCAUCAUGAUUCGUAUAAUAGAGAUUAAUCGAAGCUUUAGAGCAUUUCCUUUAAUGUUGUAACGUUUAUUAUGUACAGUACAGAUAAUUGUGUAAUA